CUAGCUCGCUUCUCUGAUGUCAACACUUCCUCAAGCCCAUCGAAACUUCAUCCGCUCAUUCACCAGAGUGGCAAUGCACCUGCUGUGACAACUAUGGCCUCUGCUGCAAAGAAGAAGCUGGUCGUCUGUGGCGGUAACGGGUUUUUGGGGACUCGCAUAUGCAAAGCUGCAAUUGCACGAGGAUGGAGUGUCACUUCUUUAAGUCGCUCUGGUGAGCCGACGUGGUCAUCAGUCUCGUCCUCUGCCGAAGCACCGGCAUGGUCGAAGUCUGUCGUAUGGCAAAAGGCCAACAUCCUCCAACCCUCUACCUAUCGAUCGCAUCUCGAAGGUGCCUAUGCCGUAGUACAUUCUAUGGGGAUAUUGCUUGAAGCAGACUAUAAAGGAGUAUUGCAGGGCAAAGAGUCACCAUGGCAGGGCUUACAGCGAGCCUUUAGCUCGACGAAGCAAGGCACUCAGAACCCCUUGGAUUCGAAAUCCGGAGAAACCUUUUCGCCACAAGAAAAGGACGGACAACUCACUUAUGAAGUCAUGAACCGUGACACGGCCAUCCUCUUAGCCAAAGAGGCCGCUGAAGUCAAAGUACCGGCUUUCGUAUACAUAUCUGCAGCUGCUGGUGCACCAAUACUUCCAGGAAGAUACAUCACCACGAAGCGCGAAGCUGAAUCGAUCAUAGCAUCGAAAUUUCCCUCCAUGCGAAGCCUCUUCGUCCGCCCAACUUUUCUCUAUGACUCCUCUCGGACGUUCACAUUACCUAUAGCUGUUGCUGGGGGCAUGGCUUCUAUGGUGAAUUCUUUGACCGGCAAUCGUCUAACAUGGUUAAUGGGCGCAGGCGGUCUGAAACCUCUUAAGGCUGACAUCGUUGCUGAGGCAGUGGUUGAGGCUUUGGAAACAAAAGAUCUAAAGGGAAUAGUGGAUUACAAAGAGAUCGAAGAUCUUGGCACGAAGGCAUGGCGCAAAGGAAUGCUCUAGGGCGGAUUGUACAACUAUUGCAUGGUUGAUUUGCUAAUAGACUGUAUAGUUACAAAAUCUAAAAGCAAACUACGAAUGAAACUAGGCA
Messenger RNA from Pseudovirgaria hyperparasitica, 1057 nucleotides. Its product is annotated as NAD(P)-binding protein. The transcript has 3 exons. Gene Ontology annotation, molecular function: protein-containing complex binding. Bases 94 to 969 code for a protein of 291 amino acids. Gene Ontology annotation, cellular component: mitochondrion. The record is from RefSeq and is a predicted model, not a curated record. NCBI's taxonomy places the organism in Eukaryota, Fungi, Ascomycota, Dothideomycetes, Acrospermales, Acrospermaceae.